AGUAUAAGCCGCUGACUGCGCCCCUUUCGACGUCAAAAGGGGCUGCCCGUGGUGAGAAGAAACGCCCCCGGUCCAAAAACGACAACCAUGUACCCGUGGAGCUCGUCCUCAUACGGCGGCCAAGUGCCCAUUGCCGCCAACGCCCGGACCAUGCCGAAUGGUUUGGAUGACCAGGAGAAGCUACUCGCCGAGGCCAUUGGGGCGGCGAGAAAGCAGGCCUUUCAGAUGAACCACUUCCUGGACAAAGAACGCAUGCUGGACUCACUCAAGUGCGCCAGCACCAUGUUGAGUGAGCUGAGAACCUCGCUGCUCUCCCCCAAGAGCUACUAUGAGUUGUACAUGGCUGUCACCAAUGAACUGUGCCACCUUGAGCUGUACCUCAGCGAGAAGAGCGACAAGAAGACAGAUCUGUACGAACUGGUCCAGUACUCGCACACCAUUGUUCCACGGUUAUAUCUCCUUAUAACCGUGGGCAUUGUCUACAUUAAGAACGACUCCACCCUAAAGCGCAGUAUUCUCAAGGACCUGGUGGAGAUGUGCCGCGGUGUACAGCAUCCACUGAGAGGUCUUUUCCUGCGCAACUAUCUGCUGCAAUGCACUCGUAACAUCCUGCCCGACGUGAUGGUGGCGGAGAACGAGCACGAGGGCAAUGUGUACGAUGCUAUUGACUUUGUUCUGACCAACUUUGCCGAGAUGAACAAGUUGUGGGUCCGCAUGCAGCAUCAGGGUCACUCCAGCGAGAAGACUCGACGAGAGAAGGAGCGCGAGGAACUAAAGAUCCUGGUGGGCACUAACCUCGUACGACUGUCGCAGCUGGAGUCGGCUACUUUGGAGACCUACCAGAGACUCAUUUUGCCGGGCAUUCUGGAGCAGGUGGUCAGUUGUCGGGACGCCAUUGCUCAGGAGUACCUUAUGGAGUGCAUCAUUCAGGUUUUCCCCGACGAGUUCCACCUGCAGACACUCGAUCCCUUCCUAAAGUCUUGUGCCCAGUUGGAGACCGGCGUGAACGUGAAGAAUAUCAUUAUAUCGCUGAUCGAGCGGCUGGCUGCCUACAACCAGCGAAGUGGCAAGACUAGUGGCAAUGCUAUUGAUGCCAUUAUACCUGCCGAGGUGGAGCUGUUUGAAGUAUUCAGUGUCCAAGUUGCCAAUAUUGUGCAGACCCGAAUGGACAUGCCCUUGGAGGACACCAUAUCGCUGCAGGUUGCUUUGCUAAGUCUAGCUCAGAAGGUGUACCCCGAUCGCGUUGACUAUGUGGACAAAGUGCUGGGCACAACUGCACAAAUUCUGCAGCGUAUGAACAUGAACAACAUCUCCCAUCUGUUGUCCGUAAACCAGGAGCUAUCCCGCCUCCUGCGCAUCUGUAUCGACUUCUACAACAACGCCUUGACCAUCAUCCAACUGCACAACUUCUGCCCGCUGCUCGAAAAGUUUGAUUACACCUCCCGUAAAUCGCUGGCACUUUACCUAGUUAUGAAUAUUUUGGACAACGAGACGGUGGUUCCCAUGGCUGAUCAGGCAGAUAGUCUGCUGACCAUUAUCACGCCGUUGAUAAAGGACGAUGAUACGAACAAAGACAACACAGCAGCAGCAGGAAACACAAGUCUAGAUGCCGAGGAGUUUGCAGAGGAACAAGGAGUUGUGGCACGAUUCAUUCACCUUAUGCGCUCUGACGAACCUGACAUGCAAUACAAAAUGCUGCAGACCGCCCGCAAGCAUCUAGGAAAUGGUGGAGGACAACGACUUAAACAUGUCCUACCUCCACUCGUGUUCGCCGCGUACCAAUUGGCUUUCAAAUAUAAAGCGAUCGCCGAGCAGGAUGAGAACUGGGACAAAAAGUGCCAGAAGAUCGUACAGUACUGCCACAGCACCAUCAGUGCGCUGGCCAAGGCUGAUCUUGCCGAUCUGGCUCUGCGUCUUUAUCUGCAAGGUGCCCUGGUUAUCGGGGAGAUCGGCUAUACAAACCACGAAACUGUUGCAUAUGAAUUUAUGACCCAGGCCUUUUCACUUUACGAAGAUGAGAUUUCCGACUCUAAGGCCCAGCUUGCAGCUAUAACACUUAUUAUGUCCACCUUCGAACAGAUGUCCUGCUUUGGCGAGGAGAACGCUGAGCCACUGAGAACGAAUUGUGCGCUUGCCGCCUCCAAGUUGCUGAAAAAACCUGAUCAAUGCCGCGGAGUUGUGGCUUGUGCCGCUCUCUUUUGGAGUGGAAAGCAAAACGGCGAAGAGAUGCGGGAUGAGAAGCGGACCUUGGACUGCUUGAAGAAGGGCGCUCGCAUUGCCUCGCAAUGCUUGGAUACCGGCGUUCAGGUGCAACUGUAUGUAGAGCUACUGAAUCACUAUUUAUUCUACUUCGAGCGUGGAAACUCCCUCAUUACCGUGGCCAUGCUUAACCAGCUGAUUGCCAAGGUCAACGAGGAACUACCUAAUCUGGAACCCAGCGAGGAGACGAAACAGAUCGAGAGUCAUUAUAAGAACACGCUGGCGCACAUACGCAGUCGCAUGGAGUCCACUGAUUCGGCGUUGGAGGUCUCCUUUGCUGGCAUCACCCUCAAUUAGCCCAGCCCACCCACAUCGGACAUCCCUAGCAAGCAACCCAGAGCUGAAAGCCUGCAGAUCAUUCGACCAGGCCCGUUUUUAUACUGCUAGUAAUCAGCUUGUAGACCAUUCAGAACCUCUGCGAGAGUAUCAAAAUUGCUUGUGCGAGAAAUGAAAUUCCAUAGUUGGGAAAGUUGUGGGCCUUAGACCAACAUUUGUUUUGUCAAUUUGAUUUCGAUCGUAUUCGUAAGUGCAAAGUAAAAACAUUCUCCAUUAUUUUCCCGAUUUAUUUAGUCUAUUAGCUAUGCAUAAAUAACCCCAGAGGAUUUUUACUUUACUACUCUAUUUAAUCCCCUACCCUAUCCUAAAAGAUUAUGUGAAAAUAUUGUUAAACAAAAAUUAUACAAUCUUACAUACCAUUAUCGAAUUGAUUUAUGAAUCGCCACGCGCUACGUAUAAAUAUGUAUUAAAAAUAAAGUUAAGACCAAAUUGUUUUCGCAAACAAUUUGCCUGGAUGUGUGGCCUGGACUAAAGUGAAUCAAAAUUCGUCAUCGAUAAACAUGUAAAGUAAUUCGUUUAUUAAAAAUAUAUAAACCGACUAA
Molecule: messenger RNA, 3137 nt
Organism: Drosophila eugracilis
Lineage: Eukaryota; Metazoa; Arthropoda; Insecta; Diptera; Drosophilidae
Gene: Vps35
Product: vacuolar protein sorting-associated protein 35
Exons: 8
Coding region: 88-2556 (822 amino acids)
Biological process (GO): intracellular protein transport; retrograde transport, endosome to Golgi
Cellular component (GO): retromer complex; retromer, cargo-selective complex; late endosome
Source: RefSeq, a predicted model, not a curated record